AUGAGCAACGUUCGGUUCCUUUUGAACUGGAAAGACGUCUACGUCUUGACAUCGUCCGCUAAAUGGAUGGAGAUCACAAGAAACACCUUCGGGAAGAGUGAGCAGGACGAGGAAUUGACGCGAAUCACCCUCAACAACCUUGGUCUUGCCUCACACCACUACCACUAUGUCACACACCCUGACAACCCUAGUCCGGACUUGAAUGUCAUUGAGUUGCGCCUCAAUGUUGAAGGCCUAUGGCGUUAUGGCCUGGUGAUACGAAAGGGGCAAAGUAGGACCUGGUUGGAUACCCCGAUUACAGCCUGUGCCAGGCGCAACUGCAACAACUGGAGUAUCCCAGACACUUGGGUAUAUGGGAUGCGUGAGCCGAAGCCAAGAGGUCCCGCCUCAGGUUCUGAUCACGAAGUUUUGGAGCCUACCUCGCAUCAAGAUAUCCCUACGCCAGUGAUGGAAUAUGUCACUCAGGUCUCAACGAAGCUACCACAUGUUAACCCCGCAGACAUGAGUAUUGAUGACACCUGA
Messenger RNA from Penicillium mononematosum, 522 nucleotides. RefSeq lists its product as uncharacterized. The transcript is spliced from 4 exons. Bases 1 to 522 code for a protein of 173 amino acids. Lineage: Eukaryota; Fungi; Ascomycota; Eurotiomycetes; Eurotiales; Aspergillaceae. The record is from RefSeq and is a predicted model, not a curated record.